This is a messenger RNA of Myotis myotis, 525 nucleotides long. Its product is annotated as 40S ribosomal protein S24-like. Bases 39 to 431 code for a protein of 130 amino acids. Gene Ontology annotation, cellular component: ribosome. Gene Ontology annotation, biological process: translation. NCBI's taxonomy places the organism in Eukaryota, Metazoa, Chordata, Mammalia, Chiroptera, Vespertilionidae. The transcript has a single exon. Gene Ontology annotation, molecular function: structural constituent of ribosome. The record is from RefSeq and is a predicted model, not a curated record.
UCUUUUCCUCCCUGGCUGCUUGAAGACCAACUUUCAUCAUGAAUGACACAGUAACCAUCCGGACCAGGAAGUUCAUGACCAACAGACUACUUCAGCGGAAGCAAAUGGUCAUUGAUGUCCUUCACCCUGGGAAGGCAACAGUACCCAAGACAGAAAUCCGGGAAAAACUAGCCAAAAUGUGUAAGACCACACCUGAUGUCAUCUUUGUGUUUGGAUUCAGAGCCCACUUUGGUGGUGGCAAGACCACUGGCUUUGGCAUGAUUUAUGAUUCCUUGGAUUACACAAAGAAAAAUGAACCCAAACACAGAAUUGCAAGACAUGGCCUAUAUGAGAAGAAGAAGACCUCAAGAAAACAGAGAAAGGAACGCAAGAACAGAAUGAAGAAAGUCAGGGGGACUGCAAAGGCCAAUGUUGGUGCUGGCAAAAAGUGAGCUGGAGAUUGAACUACAGAAGGAGUAAAGAUUCUUCGGUGACUUUAUCUGUGAUGGUUGUGCAGAUUUUUCAUGAGAGGAUUAAUAAACUAUA